AUGGAUGAACAUGGCAAUCCAGUGCACAAUACAGUGCUGCCACACCUACCCGAUCCUAUGGCAGCAAUGUUGGAGAUGUUUCGAAACUUCACUGCUGACCAGAAGACUUUAGUUGAAGAGUUUAGAGCUGAACAGAGGGCUGCAACUGAAGCCCAGAAGGUUGUUGCCGAUGCCAUCAUAGCUAGGGUGCAACGAUUGGAAGAACAAAGAGUUCCCCUUGAUAGAGACAGCAAUGUACCCAUAGAAGAAGACAGGUACCAGCUCCAUUCAGUGGUACAGAGGCUGCCAGAUAGAGAUGGUGAUCCCAGAGAUGAUUACAGAGAUCACAGAGAUAGAUACAGAGUUCACAAAGAUGAACCCAGAGAUCUCAGAGAUGAUUACAGAGUUCACAGAGAUGAACCCAGAGAUAGAUUCAGAGAUGACAGAGUUAACAGAGACCAUUACAGAGAUUAUCGGGAUAGAACCAGAGGUACCCGUGAGCCUUCAUGGGAAUACAGAGAUCGACACAAAGGCUACAGAGACAGAGAUAGAGAAGACUGGGACAGAAAUAGAGGUGACCAACCCACUUUUGAGGAGUAUAUGAGGUGCUACUUCACUAGAGAAGACAAAGAAAGGUAUAGAAAACACAAGGGACAGCAGGUCAUUCUAAAUCCUCUUAAUCUACCCUCCAAGAUGCGCAAACGACAAACCAUGCGCAUCAAUCAGAAAGGGACAGAUUAUGAGAAUAAAGUCUUACCUGUACCACAGAAGGAAUUUGAGUAG
Messenger RNA from Telopea speciosissima, 762 nucleotides. RefSeq names its product pre-mRNA-splicing factor 38-like. NCBI's taxonomy places the organism in Eukaryota, Viridiplantae, Streptophyta, Magnoliopsida, Proteales, Proteaceae. The transcript has a single exon. Bases 1 to 762 code for a protein of 253 amino acids. The record is from RefSeq and is a predicted model, not a curated record.